AUGAGAAUUCUUAUGAUAAAAGAAAUACAAUCUCUUACAGUGAUAUUGGCUACUGUUAGAGGCAAUAAUGUUACGCACAACAAUCCCAUACUACCUGGGUGGCACAGCGAUUCCAGUUGCGUCUUUGUCCCUGAGUUCGACAACACCUUUUUCUGCACCACAUCAAAUUUCAUGGCACUUGCAAGUAAUGCUCUAAGCCGAGUGGCCCAGCUACCCGAAGUUCAAACUGCAACAAAUGAGCAAUUCACCGGCAUGCUUGCCAACACUCUGCGGUACCACAAGGGAAAAUUCUAUCCCAUCUCGGCAUGGAUCAAUACCCAUUUGGCCUCAUGGAGUGAUUACCUGUUUGUCCAAACAUCUGGUUUCACGAUUGACCCCGAUAUCUUCUUUGAUGACGACGGUACUGUAGUAGUUGCGUCUUCGGGGAGUCCCAUUCAAGCUUGCUAUUUGGACAUGACUACUGGGAAUACGAGCCAACCAUGGCCAUUGUGGAACGGUACGGGUGGUGCCAGUGCGGAGGGACCUCACAUCUUUAAGAAAGAUGGCUACUACUACCUAUUGAUCGCAGAAGGAGGUACUCAACUCGGGCAUCGAGCGAGUAUAGCGCGCGCAAUGAAUUUGACGGGCCCAUGGGAAGCUUCACCAAAUAAUCCUCUAGUCUCUAAUAGCGGAACUAAUGAACAUUUUCAAACCGUAGGGCAUGUAGACCUAUUUCAGGACGGAAAAAAGAAGUGGUGGGGAGUCGCUUUAUUCACAAGAGGAGGUCCAGCUCUGUACAAUCAGUCUAUUUUCCCAAUGGGCAGAGAGGCGGUGCUAUUCCCCGUGCGUGGAAAGAUGCAGGGGCCACUACCAAAGCGAAACUCCUUGACACCCAGCAAGGGUUUGAGUAUUGCUAGGGGAGCGCCUGAUGUUGUGGAUUCUUCGCCAGGAUCUAAGAUACCACCGCAUUGGAUUUUCUGGCGCGCUCCCUUCAACAGUUCAACCUUCCAGAUAUCACCCAAAGGUCACCCGAACCAACUUCAAAUUCAGUCCGCAAGGGCGAACCUCACAGCUGAUGCGCAAUUAAAUGCCUCCCGGGAAGGACUCUCAGCCGUGUUCCGGCGACAGGAGCACAUCUUCUUCAACUACACUGUCGACCUGCACCCCAACUUCGGCAAAUCAGCAGGCGACGAACUGGGCGUAUCAAACUUUCUGAACCAAGACCAGCACGUGGAUUUCGGCAUCGUCUACCUCAAAAACACUACUAGCAGUGGUGCUCUGCAGCCUUAUUUCCGUUUCAGAGCAAACUCCGUACGCUAUCCCAUUCCUCAAGAAAAAAUCGAGCCGAUCCCCCAAUCCUGGCUGACAAGUCCCAUCCACAUACGCAUCUCUCCAGACAACAAAAGCAGCUACAGUUUCUUUGCAUCACCAAGCACGAGAAGUCACGAAGAGAGACACAUUGUCGAUUAUAGUACUGCACUUCUUGCUGGAGACGGUGCUGGAUCGGGGGGACUUGUUGGGGUUUACGCAACGACAAAUGGAAAUUCUGCCACGUUCCGCGGAUACAUAAGUAGAUGGCGGUAUAGUGGAGUAGCGCAAAAGAUUGACUAUGAUACUUUGGUGUCUUUUUAG
Molecule: messenger RNA, 1611 nt
Organism: Bipolaris victoriae FI3
Lineage: Eukaryota; Fungi; Ascomycota; Dothideomycetes; Pleosporales; Pleosporaceae
Product: glycoside hydrolase family 43 protein
Exons: 4
Coding region: 1-1611 (536 amino acids)
Biological process (GO): carbohydrate metabolic process
Molecular function (GO): hydrolase activity, hydrolyzing O-glycosyl compounds
Source: RefSeq, a predicted model, not a curated record